AUGUCCUCCGAUAACAACAAUAAACGCAAAAACCCAAGUCCAUCCGUCGAAAAAAACCUGGAGGGCGAGGGUCGCAGCGUAAAAGAAGGAGAUGAAGAUCGGCAUGCGGAGCGAACGGUGACCGUGCGCCCAGAGGUCUCAGCACAACCAACAGCAAUCUUUAAGCUAAGGUCUUCUCUUCGUCUCGUGUACGAUGUCUGUGCGGUGGUUUCUGCAAGUCAUGUUAUUUUGGUCCUUACUGGUACCUGGGUGUUUCUGUUUGGUCUGUUUCUCGCCUUGUCCUGGGCGACUACCGCCGCGUCCUCCCCAGACUGCGGAUUUAAUGGCGGAUAA
Messenger RNA from Radiomyces spectabilis, 333 nucleotides. RefSeq lists its product as uncharacterized. The transcript is spliced from 5 exons. NCBI's taxonomy places the organism in Eukaryota, Fungi, Mucoromycota, Mucoromycetes, Mucorales, Radiomycetaceae. The coding region runs from base 1 to 333 and encodes 110 amino acids. The record is from RefSeq and is a predicted model, not a curated record.